Molecule: messenger RNA, 3889 nt
Organism: Erinaceus europaeus (western European hedgehog)
Lineage: Eukaryota; Metazoa; Chordata; Mammalia; Eulipotyphla; Erinaceidae
Gene: PACS1
Product: phosphofurin acidic cluster sorting protein 1
Exons: 24
Coding region: 218-3088 (956 amino acids)
Biological process (GO): protein localization to plasma membrane
Molecular function (GO): transmembrane transporter binding
Source: RefSeq, a predicted model, not a curated record
CCCUCUCCGCCCCGCCGCUGGAGCCGCAACAGGCAGGGCGGGCGGGGAGCGCGCGGACCGCGAACCGAGGACCCGCGCGUGCGUGCAGCCGCUCGCUCGCUCGCGCGCUCCGGCGGGCGGGCUGAGGAGAGGCGCCCCCGCCGCCGCCGCCUCAGCCUCCGCCCGAGCAGCCCGGCCCAGCGUCGCCUCGGCCCCGAGCCCCGGGCCCGGCCCGACCAUGGCGGAACGCGGAGGGGCGGGCGGGGGUCCCGGCGGCGCGGGCAGCGGCCAGCGGGGCUCCGGGGUCGCUCCGUCCCCGCCGCCGCAGCAGCCGACGCCCCAGCAGCCGACGCCCCCGAAGCCGGCGCAGGCCACCUCGUCGUCGUCGUCCACCUCGGCGGCCGCCGCCUCGUCGUCAUCCUCGUCCACCUCCACCUCCGUGGCCGUGGCCGUGGCGGCGGGCUCCGCGCCCCCCGGCGGCCCGGGGCCAGGCCGCACCCCCGCGCCGGUGCAGAUGAACCUGUACGCCACCUGGGAGGUGGACCGGAGCUCGGCCAGCUGCGUGCCCAGGCUGUUCAGCUUGACCCUCAAGAAGCUUGUCAUGCUGAGGGAGACGGACAGAGAUCUCAGCUCAGUGGUCAUCGCGGUGAAGCUGCAGGGUUCAAAAAGGAUUCUUCGCUCCAAUGAGAUCCUGCUCCCCGCCAGUGGCCUGGUAGAGACAGAGCUCCAACUUACCUUCUCCCUGCAGUACCCUCACUUCUUGAAGCGAGACGCCAACAAGCUGCAGAUCAUGCUGCAGAGAAGGAAGCGUUACAAGAACCGGACCAUCCUGGGCUACAAGACCCUGGCGGUGGGCCUCAUCAACAUGGCAGAGGUGAUGCAGCACCCCAACGAAGGCGCCCUGGUGCUGGGCCUGCACAGCAAUGUGAAGGAUGUCUCCGUGCCCGUGGCGGAAAUCAAGAUCUACUCCCUGUCCAGCCAGCCCAUCGACCACGAGAGCAUCAAGUCCAAGCUGUCAGAUCGUUCCCCUGACAUCGACAACUACUCGGAGGAGGAGGAGGAGAGCUUCUCCUCAGAACAGGAAGGCAGCGACGACCCCUUGCAUGGGCAGGACCUGUUCUAUGAGGACGAGGAUCUGCGGAAGGUGAAGAAGACCCGGAGGAAACUGACCUCCACCUCUGCCAUCACUAGGCAACCCAACAUCAAGCAGAAGUUCGUGGCACUACUGAAGCGGUUCAAGGUGUCCGAUGAGGUGGGCUUCGGAUUGGAGCACGUCUCACGGGAGCAGAUCCGGGAGGUGGAGGAGGACUUGGACGAGCUGUACGACAGCCUGGAGAUGUACAACCCUAGUGACAGCGGCCCCGAGAUGGAGGAGACCGAGAGCAUCCUGAGCACCCCAAAGCCUAAGCUCAAGCCUUUCUUUGAGGGGAUGUCGCAGUCCAGCUCCCAGACGGAGAUCGGCAGCCUCAACAGCAAGGGCAGCCUUGGCAAAGACACCAGCAGCCCAAUGGAAUUGGCUGCUUUAGAAAAAGUCAAAUCUGCCUGGAUAAAAAGUCAGGAUGACAGCUUGGCGGAAACAGACACUCUGGAGAUCACAGACCAGGACAUGUUCGGAGACGUGAGCUCAAGUCUGGCUGUGCCAGAGAAAAUCAAAACCCCCAUGAAGUCCAGCAAAACGGAUCUGCAAGGCUCUGCCUCGCCCAGCAAGAUGGAUGGGGUGCACACUCCCCGGCAGAAGAGGGGCACCCCCCUGAAGGAGCGGCAGCUCUCCAAGCCCCUGAGUGAGAGGACCAACAGCUCUGACAGCGAGCGCUCCCCAGAUCUUGGCCACAGCACUCAGAUUCCCAGAAAGGUAGUCUAUGACCAGCUGAACCAGAUCCUGGUGUCAGAUGCUGCCCUCCCGGAAAACGUCAUUCUGGUGAACACUGCCGACUGGCAGGGCCAGUACAUGGCAGAGCUGCUCCAGGACCAGCGGAAGCCCGUGGUGUGCACCUGCUCCGCCGUGGAGGUCCAGGCCGUGCUGUCCGCCCUGCUCACCCGCAUCCAGCGCUACUGCAACUGUAACUCGGCGAUGCCCCGGCCGGUGAAGGUGGCGGCCGUGGGUAGCCAGAGCUACCUGAGCUCCAUCCUCCGCUUCUUCGUGAAGUCCUUGGCCAACAAGACCUCCGACUGGCUGGGCUACAUGCGCUUCCUCAUCAUCCCCCUGGGUUCUCACCCUGUGGCCAAGUACUUGGGCUCUGUGGACAGCAGAUACAGCAGCGCCUUCCUGGACUCGGGCUGGCGGGACCUGUUCAGCCGCUCGGAGCCCCCCGUGUCAGAACAACUGGAUGUGGUGGGGCGCGUGAUGCAGUACGUGAACGGGGCAGCCGUGACGCACCAGCUCCCCGUGGCUGAAGCCAUGCUCACCUGCAGGCACAAGUUCCCUGAUGAGGACUCACACCAGAAGUUCAUCCCCUUCAUUGGCGUGGUGAAGGUGGGGCUGGUGGAGGACUCUCCUUCUACAGCAGCAGGUGACGGGGACGAUUCGCCUGUGGUCAGCCUGACCGUGCCCUCCACAUCACCACCCUCCAGCUCAGGCCUGAGCCGGGACGCCACAGCCACCCCUCCUUCCUCCCCAUCCAUGAGUAGCACCCUCGCCGUCGUGGGGAGCCCCAGCAGCCCGUACGGGGACGUGAUUGGCCUGCAGGUGGACUACUGGCUGGGCCACCCCGCCGAGCGCAGGAGAGACGGCGACAAGAGGGACGCCAGCUCCAAGAACACCCUCAAGAGCGUCUUCCGCUCUGUCCAGGUCUCCCGCCUGCCUCACGGGGGCGAGGCCCAGCUCUCGGGCACCAUGGCGAUGACCGUGGUCACCAAAGAGAAGAACAAGAAAGUCCCCACCAUCUUCCUGAGCAAGAAGCCUCGAGAGAAGGAGGUGGAUUCCAAGAGCCAGGUCAUUGAAGGCAUCAGCCGCCUCAUCUGCUCAGCCAAGCAGCAGCAGACCAUGCUGAGAGUGUCCAUCGAUGGAGUCGAGUGGAGCGACAUCAAGUUCUUCCAGCUGGCUGCUCAGUGGCCCACCCACGUCAAGCACUUUCCCGUGGGACUGUUCAGUGGCAGCAAGGCCACCUGAGGGCACUGUCUCCCGGCACUGCCACCCACCUCACUGUCUGUGAGCAGGGGGAGGCCAGCAGCCUGGGCCCAGCUCCUCCUCUGGCCCAGGGCCUGUAUCUCCCUGGCCCGGCCCGAAGGACACUGCCACAGAGCCCCGCCCACCCACCUCGCCCAGGCGCCUUCACCCUGCUCCUAGGACAGCCCUCUGGGCCUUCCUGCACCCCACACCCCUCAGCCGCCCCUCCUGCCCCAGAGCUCUUCCUCGGAAGCCCAGCAGCAGAUGCUACCCAGCCUCCCCCCCAGUGGGCCCACAGCCCCCUUCCUGUGCUGCAGGCUGUUCCCAGUGCAGGAGGAUGGGGUACCCCAAACCUCAGAGGGCAGCAGCUUCAUCCAGGAGAGGCCUCCCUGGUCAUGCGUGCCCUCCAGUGCCCCUCUGGUCUUCUGCACAGCCGUCCCUCAGUGGUCCCGUGGGGCUCCCUGCCCUUGUGACUCCGCUUUGUCCGUGCCGCUCCUCGGCCUCCUGCACCCUUCCCAGCACAGCUCUGCCUCCCCCUGAGAGGGGGGGGGGCUGCUCCCCUGGGCCUCAGGCGGGGCCCCAGGCCCGUCCCACCCACCACCACCUCCAGAGCGGCCCUCUCCCUCCUUCCAGAAACUUUGCACAGACCUUCAUUUUGAAAAGUGUUUUUCUCAUUCUCAUGCCUCGCUGAGCCCCUCGAGCCCUGUCUCCCCACCUCCUGGGCCAGAGAAGGCUGGGCGGGAGGGCCCAAGUGGACGGACUUGGGGUUUUUCAUUCAAUAAACCGGUGAUUUCUUACCGCCUA